Molecule: messenger RNA, 654 nt
Organism: Lactuca saligna
Lineage: Eukaryota; Viridiplantae; Streptophyta; Magnoliopsida; Asterales; Asteraceae
Source: the annotation of a GenBank genome assembly
AUGCAAAAGCGGGUACCAGACCUAGUUCAUCUAAGGGUGGGUCAAAAGGUAAAUCCAAGGACACCCCUGUUUUGUUUGCUAGAUCGUGAAAACCACAGGGUUUAUGAAUUCUUCACUUCGAACAAAUGCCAAAUCAAAUCAACAAAAUUCCUUCAUAGAGAAUCUUUUGUAUCUCUCGGAGUGCUCGAAGGGGUUCAAGCACUAUUUGACAACAUCAGAUGGGGCCAAUUCAUUCAUAAUCAUGCGGCAACUUACAUUGAACCAACCCUAGAAUUACUUUCCACAUUCAAGCCUUAUGAUGAAUCGAGAGUCGUAACUUUUCAAAUGUUAGGAGAAAAUCGGACAUUUCCAUAUCGGGUUGUGAACUCUCUAAUGGGUACCCCGGUGGACCAUACGUAUGCCCAUCAAGAUCCUUGGCCCGAAGCAUUUAAUGAGCACUACUUUUGGCGAAAAAUUACCCAUGAACCACGAAUGUUAAUCAUCCGUGACUCGAUCGAUGGUCACAUAUGGAAUCUUGAUGGUAAACCAUACCUCAUUCUCCCUCAUGAGUAUAUCGGGUCACUCGAACCAAACGACCCCGAGCAAUGGGUCAUUCCAUUCGAUUACCCUCCACCUAUUGAUCAAGCUGAUGACCAUUUUCAGCCUCCUCCAUAA